This is a messenger RNA of Halichondria panicea, 2722 nucleotides long. RefSeq lists its product as uncharacterized. The transcript has 9 exons. The record is from RefSeq and is a predicted model, not a curated record. NCBI's taxonomy places the organism in Eukaryota, Metazoa, Porifera, Demospongiae, Suberitida, Halichondriidae. The coding region runs from base 47 to 2722 and encodes 891 amino acids.
CAAGCCAAGUUAAUUUUCAUCAAGUUCUUGAUAUAUAGGGCCCACCAUGGAUUCUGAAUCAGACAGUGAAAGUCAAACUGUUGACUAUUUCAUUGAUAUCUUUGAAAAAAAUAACAGAUUUGGUGUGUACAAGGACUCAUCGUUCAAGGCAUUGAGUAACUUCAAGAUUGACCUUUCGUAUGAAGUGCAGAAUGAGGAUGGACCGUUGUCUGGAUAUAUAUGCACAGUCACCUUCAGUGAUGGAACUACUCUCGGAGAAGGAUAUUUUCCCAAUGAUUGGACCAAAGGUGGCAGACGAUCUCUCAUUGACUCACUAAGAUUUUCUGUGCACAAUCCUUCAAUCACCACUCAUGCAUCAAACACACAGCUCGAGGCUUACCUCAUGAAAAAGCUGGAGGAUUUCUAUUGCCUCAAGUCGGAGUCUGAAGAUCCACACCAUUACACGAAGCAAGUGGCAACGAUUGUAGGUCUGCAACCACAUUCUGAACUUUGGGUGUUCAACGGUCAAGUGCACAUGAAUGCCGAUGGGGAUCUAGUAGAUCCAAAAACUAGUCCCUUCAUUUGGCUCGGGGACUACGUUUCAGACAGUGUACUACAUAAACAUAGUCUUCCUACCUCAAAAGAGGCAUCGACUGUCCCGGCAUCUCUUGAUCCAUCACAAUUCCAUUCAUUGUUGGAAGCUUUGGAGAAUGUGUACCAACAUAACAUUCCAGCAGCCACUCUCAUGAUCGGAGCAGAAGUCCUUGCAGUCCACUAUUCUCUCCUGCAGGAUAUUGGAAUUCAAGUGCCAGCUGCUAUUGCUGUUGGGAACGUCUCGCUAGGCAAAACACGGAGUGCUGAAGCAGCUUUAUCCCUGGUUGGAAUGGAUACUGUCAGCAAGGUGAAAUCUAUCACAGAUGUUAAAGCUAUCAAGUUUGGCAGUCUCACAUCAUUGGGCAUGAUUAUUGAUGACCCGUCUCAUCCAUCUGAAGUAUCGGAGAAGCUGCUCUUUCAUUUUGAUAGAGGUACCAGAGCCACUACUACUUCUUUUGAUGCCCCGAAAACUACGUUUCUCACAUCAAUGAAUACUACCUGCCUGCAAGCUUUAUCAAGCAUGGAUCCAAGAUACAUCACUAGGGCUGUUCUCGUUCCUUUUGAGGAAAGUGGACAUAUUGAAGCAGCAAGACAUGUUGAUGCUGACAGAAAGUUGAAACGAAUCAUGGCAAAGGAAGCUGGGAAAGCUGUAGGUGUUGUAAUAUCUAUGGGGAAAUUCUUCAAAUCACCAGAGGCAGACAACUUUUUCAAACACAUUGUUACCCGUGUUGAGCAUCUAAUGCCAGAUAACACCUGUCAUCGCCUUCUCGUUUCUUACUCUUGGUUGCUUGGAGCAACUUUCAAGAUACUGUCUGUUGCAAACGUCCUGAAACCUGAGGCUGAAGAAAUGAUAUGGAAGUACUUCGAAAACACAAUGGUUCCAAUCAUUACCAAGUAUCAGCUGGAACCUAUGGAGGCCCAAGUAGACUUAACAAAAGAAGACAUCCAGCGUGUUCUGUGUUCAUCAGUUGCACAGCAGCCUUCCAGCACUGUGUUGACUUUCGUACGAAAUAUAAGCUCUCAUCAGUUUGCAAUCAACAUUGGGCAGUUGAGGAAGCACAAUGAAUCUAUGGGAAAGUCCCUGUCAUCCUCAUUUAAGAGUGCUCUUACGAAUUUGUUCAGGGGCAGUAUCAAACCAAGUGUUCCACAGCUAUUCCUCAAACCUGGAGUGAACCUUCCCUACGUGCAGACGGGAAUAAAAGGAAGACAGUCACCCAACAACGUGUACGUGCGGAGUUUUGUGAUACAAAAAUCGUCUCUCAGCAACGACACAGUAGCAAAACUAGAGAAAGCCUCCUCUGAACUGAAACAAACUCCUGCAUCCUCCUCUCAACAAAUUCCUGCAUCCUCCUCUCAACAAACUCCUGCACAUGAGGCUCACCAGAGCAGGAAUGUGAGGCAAACAGCUGCAGUUACAUUGAAGAAAAAAUUGUAUUCUCCUGCCAAGUUGUGUAGGUCUCCCAAGAAGAAGCGAUGCACGAGACCACACCUCUCACUUUCUUUGAAUGGAUCACCUUCAAGUUCUGAGGCAGAAUUACACACCUCUCAACAGAUUACACCAAUUACAUCGGACAAUGAUGAAGUUGAGUUUACUACACGGUCCGACGUUAUUGAGCAUUCCUCACUACUUAAUCCUCAAAAGAAGAGAAAAGAGAGAGCUCUGCCAACACCAAGAGGAGUUUUUACUAGCACUCCAAUUAACAAACAUUCUGUGGCUGCUCUCAAGCAAUCAUUUUCUCCAAUCUGCCACAAGAUUAAACCGAGAAAGCUACAAAAACAUUUUGAGGGCAGUCGUCAUGAUGCAGAUAAAAAGACCUCCAUUUCAUCCAUUACUCAAGGGGCACAUCAGGAUCCCCCAAUGCUUGAAUUGCAGCAAAAAGUCUCCCCUGAACAACAGAUCACAGCUAUUGAAGUGGUUGACUCGGUCAUCAAACUCAAGAAAAUACCAGAAGACGAGAAACACUGCCAGCAAUGUGGAGGGAAAUUUACGAAGAAGGGAAAACGCAUGUGGGUCGGGUGUGAGGCUGACUCAUGCUGGCGAUGGUAUCACUACACCUGUGUAGGUUUGAAGGAGCUGCCUUUCGAGAGCCAAGUUUGGAUAUGUCCAAGCUGUCAUCCACCAGCUGGAAAGUUAUCCGUGAUUAACUGA